AUGUUCCGUCUAAGUUUGCUGUUCGUAUUCGCCAGUGCCGUUGCCGUUUUCGGUGGCACUCUUCCGGCGGAAUACCUCGAAUGGGAAGGACGCAUCGUCGGAGGUUCGAACGCAGCUUCGGGACAAUUCCCUUACCAGGUCUCGCUUCGCUCGGCCGCCAAUGCUCACUUCUGUGGAGGAUCCGUGAUCAAUAACCGUUAUGCACUAUCGGCUGCUCACUGCACUGUUGGUCGCACUACUGCCAACACCCGCGUAGUGGUUGGAACGCAUCUGCUGAACAGUGGCGGAGUUAUGCACAAUGUCGCCCGUAUUGUCAAUCACGGAUCGUACAACGCCAAUACCUUGAACAAUGACGUAUCGUUAGUACAGACGGUUUCGACUAUCGCCUUCAAUAAUCUCGUCCAGACCAUUGGUUUGGCAACUAAUUUCAUCAAUACCGGUGCCGGUGCCCUGGCGUCCGGUUGGGGACAGCUAGGAGCCAACGCCGGAAUUCCGAACAACUUGCAGUGGCUGAGUACCAGCAUCAUCACGCUGGCCGAUUGUCGCUCUCGUCAUUCGGCGGCCAACGCAGCUCGUGUCUUCGAUAGUACUGUUUGCACCUUGAGCCCGAACGGUCAGGGUAUGUGCAUGGGAGAUUCCGGCGGCCCACUGGUGCAUGGCGGUCUUCAGCAGGGUAUCGUAUCGUGGGGAAUUCCCUGCGGAGUAGGUUCUCCCGAUGUGUUUGCCCGUGUUUCGACGCACCGUACCUGGAUUCUGAACAAUGCCGUGUAA
Sabethes cyaneus is the source of this 771-nucleotide messenger RNA. Its product is annotated as chymotrypsin-2-like. Lineage: Eukaryota; Metazoa; Arthropoda; Insecta; Diptera; Culicidae. The transcript has 2 exons. Gene Ontology annotation, biological process: proteolysis. Bases 1 to 771 code for a protein of 256 amino acids. Gene Ontology annotation, molecular function: serine-type endopeptidase activity. The record is from RefSeq and is a predicted model, not a curated record.